AUGCUGAAUGAUGUAGUAGUUUACCUUCCAAAUACUUCCGUUCAAAAUAGUCAAAAUAUUCAGUGUAAAGGUAACGAAAGCAAUGGCAAUGUUUUUAUCUUAGAUGAUUUAGAAUCAGUUGAAAUUGCAGGGUUCAUUACAAAUAUUGCAGAAAGUAGUGUUAAAAAUGUUAACAGUAAGGAAAACAAAAAUCAAUAUUUACUGAUGGAUACAGUUUUAGCUGAUUUACCUUCUGAAAAUGGUCAAAAACCAUACAAAGAUGUAGAAGAAAGCUAUGAAACAACUGAUAAUAAAGAACAAAAUCCAGACUUUAAUAUUAUGCAAGAACUACAAGAAGUUGCAGAAGAAAAUAACGGUAAUGACAAUCUUAGUGAUCUCAGUGAAACUGAGAUACCAGGUAACAAUAAUGGAAAGAAAAACAAAACUCGUUUAACUGAUGUACGAAGAAAACGUGCAGUUGAGAAAAAAAAAGCAUUUAGAAGGAGACGACGACCUCUGUCAUGUCACCAUGGUCAUAUUGCUGAAGAUGAGUACCAAGGUCACCUCAAACAAAAAUCUGAAGCAAUGGACCAAAAGAAGAAAGACAAAAUAACAGCAAUUGAAAACCCAGAUACUGUUUUGGUUAUUACUGUAGAUAUGGAAGCAGUAAAGUUGGCUCCAGUUUAA
Messenger RNA from Psylliodes chrysocephalus, 666 nucleotides. The record is from the annotation of a GenBank genome assembly. NCBI's taxonomy places the organism in Eukaryota, Metazoa, Arthropoda, Insecta, Coleoptera, Chrysomelidae.